Molecule: messenger RNA, 1236 nt
Organism: Penicillium arizonense
Lineage: Eukaryota; Fungi; Ascomycota; Eurotiomycetes; Eurotiales; Aspergillaceae
Exons: 4
Coding region: 1-1236 (411 amino acids)
Biological process (GO): polyketide metabolic process
Source: RefSeq, a predicted model, not a curated record
AUGUUCAACGAUAUCACGAAGCCGCCUCCUCCACUCCCAACUACGGAGCUUUUUGAACUUGAGGAUGGACUAUCCCUCAUGCCCCCACUCUCUCGCAGGGCACAUGGUCCGGGAUUAAUUGUCCUUAUUCCAGACACAAGCCAGCAACUGGCUAUCAUCGAUGGAGUUCCGUCUCAACCAAUUAAAUGGGCUGAAGAAGGUUACACUUUGGUAGCCAUCCAGAGACGGGCACUGAUCACUGGAGCGAAAGAUGCGCUCACCAGGGCAGCCGAAUCCUUAGCAAGGUGUGAGAAGUGUGCGCCAAAUGGAAAAAUUGGUCUUGUGGCCUACGAUCCGGAGCUCUGGAACCAUGCAGCACCGAAUCUACCACUUGUUCCGUCAAUCGCUGGUGCGGUAGUUUACAGCCAUGUGUCUGAUGAGCCAAGCCUCGAGGCUGCUGCUGUGCCACUUCUCCGGCACUUAGCCGGCAAAAGGCCGGGCACAACAGAGAAAACGAACACCACAACAGCGUUCUACUAUCCCAACGUAAAGUCUCAUCUCUUUGCAAGCCCCUUCCAGGAUCAAUUCAAUUAUUGGGCCGAGUCCGUUUCACAUACUCGAAACUUGUCAUUUCUGAAGCCUCUCAUGAACGGACCGUACUUUGAUCUUGAAACAAUUUGGGAUGAGCAUACCUAUUAUGAGUUUACCGAUCGCUCAGUUGAGCAUACUAUGAGCACGAUGGUUGAUCAGCCAUAUGUAAACCAUGUUCCAACGUUGACUGGGGGAAUUGGCCGCGGACCUUUGACACACUUUUAUCGACAUAAUUUCAUCUUCGAUAACUCGGCUGACACCGAGACAGAACUGAUCAGUCGGACCCUGGGAAUUGAUAGAGUGGUGGAUGAGUUUAUUUUCAGGUUCACACACGACAAGGAGCUUGACUGGCUGCUACCAGGGGUACCACCGACCCACAAAUUCGUUGAGGUACCGUUUACCGCGGUCGUCAAUAUCCGAGGCGAUAGAUUGUAUCACGAGCACAUAUCGUGGGACCAGGGAACAGUGCUCGCGCAGCUCGGCUUAAUGCCUGAGUAUUUGCCAUUUCCAUACCCUUUAUCGGAUGGGACUGCAGGCCCUGCUGGCAAGCGGUUUGAGUACCGUGUUCCUGUGGCUGGUAUUGACACAACAAAGAAGGUGAGGGAUAGGAACUCUGUUCCGUCCAAUGAGAUGUUCAAAUACAGUGUCAGAGAAUUAUCGGAAUGA